Molecule: messenger RNA, 895 nt
Organism: Hyalella azteca
Lineage: Eukaryota; Metazoa; Arthropoda; Malacostraca; Amphipoda; Hyalellidae
Product: transcriptional repressor CTCF-like
Exons: 3
Coding region: 41-895 (284 amino acids)
Biological process (GO): regulation of gene expression
Cellular component (GO): nucleus
Source: RefSeq, a predicted model, not a curated record
UAGCCCUGCACGUGCACUCUCUUCUUGCGUGCCAUGCAAGAUGGAAGCUCCAGUUGUGCCACUCGGCGCCCACCCAAACUCCUUGCAGAAAAUUUCUGCUCCAUUGUUAAAUCAGUUUGGUGAAGUUGGGUCAGCACUGGCAUCAAGAGACGCUGCUGGCAACACUGACGCCUCUGAGGCAUCCUGCUCUAAGGAACGCGUCGCGUCCUGGUGUUCCCAGCAUGCAUUAGCGCCUGCAGGUGUAGGCCAACUACCACAUCACAUUGAUGUAGAUAAUUCUGCUUCAGGACCUCACCGCUUCUCUGAAAACACCUCUAAUUCAGGGAUUGGACUGCAGCAGCACAUUAAUGCUAUGCAUUCAAUUAACAAAUUUUUUCAGCUCCCUGACUUUGAACAAUCUUCUACCACAAGAAAGUCAAUUCAAGUGCUUAUUGACUCCAAAAAUUCAUGCAGACGUAAAUCAAAAAGCCGCUUCUGUUUGAAUUCGUGUACUAACGAUACUGAUCUCGAACAACAUAUUUGCUCACAGCCUCCACCAAGAAAUGCACAGAAAUACUCUCAAAGUAAACAUGCUGAUGGCUGCAAAGAAGUCUUGCACAAGCAUUGCUUAUCUAAGCAUUUGUCAGUGAAGAAGCUCUGUUGCUCUGAGUGCGACUAUGCUUGCACCACAAAAAGGAACUUGAAAAGUCAUUUGCUUCGCAAGCAUUCAAUGGGAAAACCUUUGCUGUGCUCCAUUUGUGAUUAUGUCUGCUCAUCAAAAUAUGAGUUGAAAAGUCAUUUUGUACGAAGGCAUUCAACAGAAAACCUAUUCUGUGCUCUAAUUGGAUCCCUUGCUUCUCAGCUGACUUACAAACUGUGUGCUCAUGAGGUCCAGCAACUAGAAGACACCUUCUAG